Messenger RNA from Nestor notabilis (Kea), 350 nucleotides. RefSeq names its product MDS1 and EVI1 complex locus protein MDS1-like. NCBI's taxonomy places the organism in Eukaryota, Metazoa, Chordata, Aves, Psittaciformes, Psittacidae. The record is from RefSeq and is a predicted model, not a curated record. The transcript has a single exon. The annotation marks the transcript as partial.
GUGAUGAAUGUUUGUAUGAAAGCUUUCCUGAACUUCCUUUGGAGGAAGCACCAGAAGCUGAUGGAGAGGCUCCAAAUGUCCAGUGUCCAGCAUCCAUCAGCAUCCAAGAGCCAUCUUCUCCAGCAACCUCCAGUGAAGCUUUCACACCAAAGGAAAGCUCUCCUUACAAGGCUCCAAUAUAUAUUCCUGAUGACAUUCCCAUUCCUUCAGAGUUUGAGCUCCGAGAAUCCAACGUUCCUGGAGCGGGAUUAGGGAUAUGGACUAAAAGGAAGAUUGAAGCAGGGGAAAAAUUUGGCCCUUUUGUAGGAGAGCAGCAGCCACACCUUAAAGAUCCCAGUUACGGUUGGGAG